Molecule: messenger RNA, 1884 nt
Organism: Syngnathus typhle (broad-nosed pipefish)
Lineage: Eukaryota; Metazoa; Chordata; Actinopteri; Syngnathiformes; Syngnathidae
Gene: anp32a
Product: acidic (leucine-rich) nuclear phosphoprotein 32 family, member A
Exons: 7
Coding region: 117-902 (261 amino acids)
Biological process (GO): regulation of apoptotic process
Cellular component (GO): nucleus
Molecular function (GO): histone binding
Source: RefSeq, a predicted model, not a curated record
CCCCGCCCACCUUAGCGGAUCAAGUUUGAAUGAACUGCAACAGCCUUGCUCUGAAGGUGCCAGGAGCAUUCGAGGUAAUUAUUAAAAGUGUGUAUCAAAGGGCACGCUAAGCUAGGAUGGAGAUGAAGAAGAGAAUUCACCUGGAACUGCGGAACCGUACUCCGUCGGACGUCAAAGAGCUUAUUCUUGACGACUGUCGCUCCAAUGAUGGCAAAAUCGAGGGGCUAACAGAGGAAUUUCAGGAGCUGGAAUUCCUGAGCACAGUGAGAGUUGGACUGACUUCGGUCGCCCACUUACCGAAGUUAAAAAAACUCAAAAAGCUUGAACUCAGCGAUAAUGAGAUUUCCGGAGGCUUGGAAGUGUUGGUCGAGAAAUGUCCCAACCUCACUCAUCUCAAUUUAGGCGGCAACUGGAUUAAAGACCUCAGCACCAUUGAACCACUGAAAGAUCUGGGGACCCUGAGAAGUCUUGAGCUGUUCACGUGUGAGGUGACAAACCUGAGCGAGUACAGAGACAGCGUUUUCAAGCUACUACCACAGCUCACCUAUCUAGACGGAUUCGACAAAAACGACAAAGAGGCGCCGGAUUCUGACGCCGAGCUCUACGCAGAAGGCUGGGAAUGCAGCUAUGAAGAGGAGGAUGCCCUUGGUUUUUACCCAGAUGAAGAGGAUCUUGAUGACGAUGCACCAUCAGGAGAAGAAGAGGAAGAUGAGGCAGAUGACGAUGAGGAGAAUGAAGAGGCUGGGCUGAGUGGAGAAGAGGAAGAUGAGGAGGACCUGAAUGACAAAGAAGUAGAUGAUGAGGAGGAAGCAGAAGAGCAACAAGACCGGGGUCAGAAAAGAAAACGAGAAGUGAAUGAAGAAGGAGAAGAUGACGACGACGACGAUGACGAUGAUGAUUGAGGUGUCAUUUGAACUUGCAGGUCUGCUUGAACUUGUGUGUCCCAGUCUCUUCCCGGUAACCAAGUGAUUCUCCCGUCAGAAGGAGAGCUUUGGUUCUUUGCCCUUUUGUCACAAGCACUGCACCUUUGAAGAUCUUUCCAGUCCACUUUUAACUACUUUGCAAACACAUAUUUUAUAAGCUUGGCAAGGAUAAACGUUUUAAGAGUUACCUGGGGUGUUUUCUCACUCUUUGUAUGAGACCCGUUUGUGAAUACAUAUGUAUUUUAAGACCUCCAUUUUAAAGCAACAGAAAACGCAUGCCUAGUUCUGAGUCGUAGUUUCAGAUAUGUGAGCCGGGAUCCCAUCCAGUAAUCUGUCCCCUUGUCUUAUUUUUGACUUAGAGUAUACUUUAUUUCAUAGAAAUAAACCAUGUGUACUAUGCUAUCCUGACAUUAACCAUGUGCUGAGGGUGACCCUCUGAGGUAUUUAAAUAAUAGCAUCAGUCGACCCUUGUCAAAACCUAAGCUUUCAUAGUUCGGAUAUUACGUGUUCUUGUAAAUAUUGACCAAAUCUAUUUUUUUGUAUUCUCACUGAUAGCAGCAGACAUUGAGCAUAUAACUGAUCUGAACCCAUACAAUGUAAGAUGUGAAUGAUGUAUUCUACUUCACUCAGAACGGGCAGUGUGAAACCUCUUGGAGUUUAACACCACUUUUUAAACCUAAUCUCGCCAGAAAGGUGAAUAAUUCAUAAUCAGAAUUAUCUCUGUGCAUGUCCAUAUUCUUGUCUGUGACAAACUAUUCGACACUAUUUGGAAAUGUGCUGGGAGUACAGCCAAAGUCUGGUUUGUCUGUGAAUGUUAAAACUGCUUCUAUGUGCAGCGAACUUAACCUCUCUUACAGUAUUCAAAUUAUUACAACACACAACCUGGUCAAAUCGGCCUUCAAUACCCUUUCAAAUUGUUUGUCCUCUUCCCAUUUACAACAAUAAAAGCCGUUUAUUUAUA